Molecule: messenger RNA, 2944 nt
Organism: Chilo suppressalis (striped riceborer)
Lineage: Eukaryota; Metazoa; Arthropoda; Insecta; Lepidoptera; Crambidae
Source: the annotation of a GenBank genome assembly
AGUAGUAAAUGGAAACUCAGAUCUAUCAGACAUGCAUGACACCGACUCCAAAUAUUAAUUUGUGUAAAGAUAAAAAGUUUUUUUUUACAUUUCGGCGGUUUAAUUUUAUUGUUAAAAAGUUUUUAUUUUAUAUUUUUUUUGUGAAUGUAAUUUUUGUAACAUACAACUGGUGAGUGAACAAUUAAUCAUCCCCUGUUUUCAUUUCUUAGGGUUCCUUUUUUUCCAAAUUCAUAUGGGACCUACCUCAAGGAUUACCCUUCCCAAUAAAAAAAAUAUCAAAAUCGGACUACUGUGUAAAAAGUUAUGCGUGGUCAUACAUAUAUAUGCGACUUGAGAACCUCCUUCGUUUUUUCAUCGGUUAAAAAGCUAGUUUGUUCUCACGUCCGAAAGGGCACUGUAGAAUUUUCAUAGAAACUUUGACGAUGUGAUACGUUAUGGAACUGUCAAAAAUUCGUACUUUGGCCUCUGUAAUUUUCUUUGACCUCAGUUAUCUUUGAAGUGGAGUGGAAGAACUUUCUCAGGCAAGCGCGGGCCGCAAUUAUAAAAGUUGGAGGCUGCCAAUUCUGCAGUAUCUUGUUUUAAAGUAAUAUUUAUAAAAUAUUUUAGUUCUAACCGGCUCGAUUAGAUGUAAAACACCUAUAACCUUAAACCUAAUCUGUAAAUGCACUUAGCUAACAAUUAAACGGCAAUCUAAAUAAAUCACAUUUACCUUAUGCCGCACACGUGUUAAAUUACAUACACAGACAGGGCGCGGUCUAAUGUCUCACCGCUAUUCACUAGCCAAGCAUGUGACCUAAACAUGUCAAACCAUUGCCGAUAUCUAUCUACUUAAGUCAGCACAUUAUCAUCCAUGCCCAUAGGUACAGUCAGAAGCAUAGAUGCAGCUAGGUGAACGUUUUGUCCAAAUAUUAACAGGGGAUAAGGUAACGUCCAUUUUCUUAGAAGAGGCAACAUCAUCAUCAGUCUAUUAAACCAGACUUAAUAUACUGCUUUAAUAUACUGAUAAUGAUGUUGCCCAAACCCAGGCCAUAUAAAGUAUUUAUGUGGCACAGGCCGCCUUUAUUUUUAGGAGGCAAGAUAAAAUGACUGAUUAUGUAUUAAUUCACAUAAUUAUUAACUUCAAAUAAAUAACCUUUUGUUUUAAUACCCAUUGCCCAUAAUAUUACAUUAAUUAACUGUCACUGAUAAAGAGUGUAUCUACAUUUUAUAAUGAAUUGUGAAGACUGCGUCCAAUCGGUGAUGCAGCCUUAUUCCUUCUGCGCUGUCAAUGUUAACUAAAAAGUAGGGCAAACAAGCAAACUAGGACAGUUUCUACGUAUUUAAUUACAUCCGUCAUGCUGUCUCCUUGUAGUAAGCCAUGUGCAUCGUCUCAAGAACUGCAGUUCAAGUGCAACUUUACGGGUACGCUGACAUUUGCCAAUUAAGUGCUAAGUAAAUUAAAAUGUAUCGACUCGAAAGCCAAGCGUUGGUUACUUUUUGGACACUUGUCAACAUUCAAGGACAAAAUUGGUAUGCAGCUACACCGAAUCUCAAUGGAGGUAACGAAAGAAAUCAAUUUACAGAAGCAGAUACCUAUGAGCAUAAAUAUUUCGCGCCUCUAGCAUCAUUACGCUACACAAAUCAAAGUGAAUUUGUUCAGAAAUAUCUACUUACAAACUUCCAAGAUCAGCAGUAUUCACCUCCCACAUAUAACCAAAACAGAGAACACAAUGUUUCAGAUAUAAUAGGUUCUUCAGAUCUCCAGAUUGAAUAUUACAAAACCUAUAGAAAUCAUACACAUAUGCCACUAGAAGUUCUAAAUUACAACAACACUGUAAAUAUUGACAAUAUUAUAAAGAAAACAAGGUCGAAAGGAAGAAUUAUUAAGAGGCGAUGUCCAGAUGCAAAUAUACGAAAAACUAAACGCAUCGAAUCAAAGCAAUCCCCUAGAACACGAUUUUUAGAAGUUUUUCAAGUCGUUGAAUUUGAACAUGUGGCGUGUGUUUCAACUAGUGGUUUAGAAGGAACUUGUCUUCACGAAUAUGAAUGUGAAUCUAGUGGUGGUUCUAUGAUGGGAACAUGCGCCGAUGGUUACGGAACUUGCUGUGUCACUUUGUUCAAAUGCGAUGGCCAAUCUUCGGAGCAGCUAGGAUGGUUUACCAAUCCAGGAUUCCCAUCGCCGAGUUCAGACCGGCUUUCAUGCAGUUUUACACUUAACAAAGCUUCAGAUGACAUCAAACAAAUACGACUGGAUUUCGAGACUUUUGAGUUACUUGGGCCAACAGAUGGAACUUGUCAACAAGAUUUAUUCGUCGUAUCAGGCCAAAAUACUAAUAAUAUAAUACCUAUAUUAUGUGGAAUCAAUACGGGCCAACAUUUAUACGUAGAAGUUGGUGAUACAAAAGGACCGAUAUAUCUCUCGGUUCAAACGUAUGCUCCUGAAAAUAGAUUGUAUUCAAUAAAGGUAUCCCAACUCACUUGGGCGGACGAAUUAGCGUCACCAACGGGAUGUCUUCAAUAUUAUUCGGAAGCACAGGGAUAUAUAGAAUCAUUCAACUCUAAAGACAGGUCCGAAAUAGGGAUACCUAGAAUUCCCAGUUAUUUGAAUAACUUAAAUUACGCCAUAUGUAUUAAUCGUGCACAAGGAACUUGUAGUGUGACCUACACUAACGACGAUUACAUGCAAAUCGUUAACUACGACCUAGAUGGCUUACCAGUAAUACCACAAGGACAAGCAGGGGUAGAGAUUUUCAACUGUCCCAGUGAUUGGCUUUUAAUAGCCGCUACACGAAUAUGUGGCGACCGACUUAACGACGGCUCCGUACUGCAAGACUUCUCAUUGAAUGCUCCUGUCACUGAUACCAGUGCUGGGCCCAUAACAGUGUGGUUCAGAUCUGACGAGGGAUAUGUCGGCAGAGGAUUCAAGCUUCAGUAUAAGCAGAAUUCUUGUAAUAAUCCAGCGUAA